AUGACUGAUCCUAAUGAACCCACGAAAGAUCGAGAAAAAUCUAUUGCAAACAACGAAGAACACGAACACGAAGAACAUGAAGAGUAUGACACCGCUGAUGUAGGUGGUGGUGGUGAUUCUGAUAAUCAAACUCUCGAGCAAAUGGACCCAAUUAGAGCUAGAAAAAGAAUAAGAUCCAAAGUUGAUAUUCCAGAGGAUCGGUACUAUGAGCAGGAAGACAGUUCCUUUGAUGGCGACAUAAGCGCAAUAACGGAUGCUCUCCUCUCAAAGAUGAUCGAGAAAGUAAUUUCGAAAAAGCGCUCCAUAGAGGAAAAGAUAGACAGGUUGCAUCGAGGCGCAAGAGCUCCUUUCAAACUGAAUAUCAGAGAAUUCCGGCCGCCAAUGAAUUUUCAAGUUCCCAAGCUGCCAGAAUUUGAUGAGAAAACAGAUGAUCCAAAUAAGCAUGUUUUACACUAUGAAACUGCCAUGACUCCGUGGCAGUACAACGAUGAGUUGAUGUGCAAGAUGUUUCCACAGUCACUGACUGGUGGAGCAAUAACGUGGUUCAAUCAGCUCCCGUCACAGUCGAUCGGGACUUACCAUAAGCUGGUUGACAAGUUCUGCUCUCACUACAAAUACAACAGACGUGAUCGGAAGGGAUGCCACGCAUUGUUCCUUCUAGGAAUUCGGAAGGAGAAAAGUAUCAGACAGUUUACUCGACGCUUCAAGCAAGAGUUGGCCGAUGUGGUUGGUGCCAACGAUCAAGUCGUCAUCGUAUCUUACAAACAGGCAUACCAGUAUGAUCAGAGAGGUGUAUACGGUUCCUUGGUCAAGAGACCACCAAAGACUCUGGAAGAACUGUAUGAUCAAGCAGAAGAAUACGCUCGAGUAGAGGAUGAUUCCAAAGCUCGAGAGACAAGAGAAGUUAACAAGUCAUCCAAUCAUCCAAAUGAUGGGAAGAAAGACAAGUCAAAGAACCGUUCGAGUGGACAGCAUAACGAUCAAGGUGGAGUUCGAGAGAAAAACCAAGGGGAACGAAUGGAAACCGGAUAUCAGAAAUAUCAUGAUAUGAAGCUGAUACCGUUGAACAUACGGAUUACAGAGUUGUAUGAGGAAAUAAGCAAGGAUUUGAGACCCCCUCGGCCUUUGCCAGCGGAGACACGUGAUAAACGUGAUAAGAGCAAAUACUAUCGAAGUCCAGCGAAUGAUAGAGCUGGAAAGCUACAAGAGUACGUGAAAAAGAAUUUUGGGAAAGGUUCGGGACAAUUUGGCGCAACACAUGUGAUUAAUGUCAGUCAUUCCAUGAUCCAUUCAAUGACCAGACGGGCAUCGGAAGAUGAGACUAGGAUGAAACUCAGGCAGUUAAAGGAAUGGUACGUGACAAAUCACAUUGAUUUUGUCAGUGGAAAUGAAGCAGAAAUUCUGGAGCUUGAAUGCAAAAAGAUCGAGUUUUCUGAAGAAGACAUGAUAGGCGUAUAUGCUCCCCACAAUGAUGAUAUUUUUAUAACAGCUUGGAUUGGCAUGUUCCGUGUACACCGUAUUCUAGUGGAUACAGGAAGCUCAGUGAGUUUUCAGAAGUCUAUUCCAGUAUGA
Papaver somniferum (opium poppy) is the source of this 1572-nucleotide messenger RNA. RefSeq lists its product as uncharacterized. NCBI's taxonomy places the organism in Eukaryota, Viridiplantae, Streptophyta, Magnoliopsida, Ranunculales, Papaveraceae. The transcript is spliced from 3 exons. The record is from RefSeq and is a predicted model, not a curated record. The coding region runs from base 1 to 1572 and encodes 523 amino acids.